Plasmopara halstedii is the source of this 603-nucleotide messenger RNA. Its product is annotated as polyprotein. Bases 1 to 603 code for a protein of 200 amino acids. Lineage: Eukaryota; Oomycota; Peronosporomycetes; Peronosporales; Peronosporaceae. The transcript has a single exon. The record is from RefSeq and is a predicted model, not a curated record.
AUGAAUUGCUCCCCAAAUACAGCUCAUCCUGUUUUCACGCUGUACGAGUUGGCUUUCAAGGAAAAGCCCCAAAUGGAUCACUUUCGCGUGUUUGGAUCGCAAAGUUACGCUCAUGCCGACGCUGUCAAAAGGAUUAAGCUGGAACCCAAGAGCUUCAAGUGUAUGUUACUCGGCUACGCGGAAAAUGUAAAGGGCUAUCGCGUGUUUGACUUGAAAAAUGCCAAGGUCAAAGUGACCUGUUAUGUGAAGUUGGAUGAGCGUGAAGUCAAUGGAAUCGACGACACUCAUGCGCUAAAGCCAGCCACAAUUGUUCAAGUAAUCGAGGACAAUGAUGAAGUCAAGAUUCAGCAUCAAGUGGAUAUACAGCCUAUGAUAGACAAUCCCGUGGAAACUGUGAAAGAGCCAGUUAUAGAUGUCAAAAUGGGAGAUAUCGAGCGAACGCCAAGCGUUGAUGUAAAUCAUCUAAUGGCUUCUGAGCGCUCCAUCGUAAACUCUUUGGGUUUUACCUUCUAUUCAACACAGAUCUUGCCGAUAAAAAUUAAGUGUAGCAAGUUUUAUCCUGCCUUUAUAUUUGUUGUUACGGAUCACAUCAUGACUGCAUGA